AUGCUUCAUGGAGAGAUACGAAGUGAAGAGCAGAAUUGGAGCAACUUGGAAAACGAAGAAAUUAUCCUCUACACAAAAAUGAUCGAUAGUCCCGAGUCUGGAACACAAGAUUACUCUCUACCGAAAAGCAAUCAAUUGCCCAUUCAUAGUGAUCAAUCGCUUAACCCACCUGAUCUCUGUAAAGAUGUUUCUGAUCUGAGUCCCACACCUACAAACAAUACAGAACAACAAGAUGAAGACCCCCAUUCUAACUCAACAGUACAAAUAGACCAAUCUCCUGAGAAUAUCCUUAAGAAUCGUGGAAAGACACCAAAUCGUUAUUCACUUGACAUUGGCAAUACAUCAAAGUAUCCAAUUGCGAAUCAUGUAACUACUGAGAAGCUGUCUGAACCACUCAAGGCCUUUGUGCAUCAGUUGUUUGCUAUUCAUAUCCCAACCAAGGUUGCUGAAGCAUUUAAAGAUCUUAAGUGGGUUCAAGCUAUAAAGAAACAAAUGAAAGCUAUUAAAAAGAAUUAG
Molecule: messenger RNA, 516 nt
Organism: Prunus armeniaca (apricot)
Lineage: Eukaryota; Viridiplantae; Streptophyta; Magnoliopsida; Rosales; Rosaceae
Source: the annotation of a GenBank genome assembly